This is a messenger RNA of Porites evermanni, 7181 nucleotides long. Lineage: Eukaryota; Metazoa; Cnidaria; Anthozoa; Scleractinia; Poritidae. The record is from the annotation of a GenBank genome assembly.
CGAACUGUAGCAAUCAAAAGACUAAACAAGAGAAGUGUUCAUCUUACUCGAGAAGUUCUUAUUCAACUCAAACAGGUGAUAUCAACUUUUCUCACUUUCUUUUCUUAUUGCAUGAGCGUGCCAUUAAUUAUUUGAAUAUUCACAAGCUAGAGAAAAACAGACUAAACAUAUGCGAAAAUGAAUUUACGUUGCAUCGGUAUUCAUCUCAAUAUGACACCGUCUUUCUUCAAGAAAAAAGUUAAAAUUACUUUUUAGUGUUGUUUUCAUCUAAGUGGCGAAACAAUUAGUUUUGGUUUUGGAUAGUUUUGGAUUGGAUGCUUCCGUUGUAAUUGACUAAAUUAGCCAGAGUUUGGAUUGAUUUUAUUUCAUUUGAUUGAAAACUGCUUUAUUUUGCUCAGUUAUUCGGGUAUCUGAGGUUUCUUUCUCCAUAACAGGUGCGAGACAUCACACAUGAAAACCUGAAUCCCUUUAUUGGAGCCUGCAUCGAGUCACCCAACAUCAUGCUGGUUUGGUCGUACUGCAAAAAAGGAAGUUUGCAGGUAACGUGUUUCACUUCUUCCCUUCGAUUUUAUUUCAAACGUAUAGACUCUUCCACGGUUUUUUGAUUGGAACCAGUCAGCGAAAAUCCGUUAACACAACAGAAGAGAACGCCUUAAGAUCAGCAAAGUUGCCAAGAUUGAAAGAGAUUUGUUGAAAACAAACGAAGAUAUACCUUUGCAAAGUCGCGGAAGUUUAGAGACGUUUGUAUGGUGGUGCAAAGGGUAGGUGCAAAGUCUUAGACGUGAAAUAAGUCGGUUUUUCUCAUUCAAAUAAAAUUGAUUUUCACAUGAAAGAUUUUGCACUUGGUCUCAUUUCCAAAGCGAGGGUUUUUGAAACUGAGAAAUGGCUGCCACGUACCCAGACGUCUCUCUCUCGAUGCGUGCAAAGGAAGGCGGGAAGGAGAAAACGGGCUUCGCCUUUCGUUUUUCAUCUUUCCUUGAUCCCCUGCGCUUCGUCACCAGUCACUCGCGUUUCGCGCUCUCCUCUUCUGUGCAAAAAACGAAACACCUGAGAAGGAGGCUGGAGAAAUAACCUGUUUGGUUAUAGCCUAAGAAAACACCCGACAUUUCGCCACUCUACUGGUGGUUUCCCCACGAAAUGACGUCUGAGAAACGAGCGCAGAACUCCAUACUGAAAACGCGUCACUAACCAGAUUUGGUAGCGCUUCUGAUUGAUUAGAAAUUUGUUUCAACCAAUCAGAAGUACUGCUGUGCUGUAUUCUAACAAUCAGAGUUUCUUCGUUAGGAUGUCCUGGCAAACGAUGAAUACAAAAUCGAUUACGGAUUCAAACUGUCAAUGGCAAUUGACAUAGCUGCGGUAAUCAAAGUUAAUUAAUAACUCUUACUACCGUGAUAAAGCAUGGCUACAUGGCAUUUACGAGCAGCAGGUGCAUUUCAUACUUGAAAGUAAAAGGUGUUGAGCUAUCUUCUCUUUGCGGUCAAUCUCCUUGAGCUUUAUAAAAAUAACCACAUUGGCAGCUUUGUCUAUGCUCUCUAUCAUAAUUUGGGACCCUCUCUGAGUCUAGGGCUUACCCGUACCCUAAAGUAUCCAUGGAAAAAAGCCUAUUAUGUUAGAUGUUAGCACACAAUUUUCAAAAAUUAUUUUAUUGGAAUUGCUCGAUGCAUCUAGCGCUGUUGGUAAUAGUCUGUAAGAAAAUCUAGAAAACUAUUAAACCCCUAAAUUUUCGUUGGUCAAGAGUCCUUAUACAUGAUCCACCGCUUCAUAUAAACCAAUGUGAAAUGUCAGACUUACCCAUACAUACGAAGUUGUUGUAUUUUAGCGAGAAUGCGACGUUAUCGUUCAAUAUUGCAGUGAUCUGUCCAUAAGUUAAUUAACAGCAGUUAAAAUCUUAAAAUGUUGUAUCAGGGUAACUACUAGCAAACAAGUGUAUCAAGUAUCAAAAGGCACAUGAAAUGAAAAUCCCACUUUUCAACCGAUGUACGUGUUUCAAGUUGAUGACUGAAGUGUUUCUAUUUCAUUCUAGGGAAUGAAGUACCUUCACAACACCGCUGUCAGGUUCCAUGGAAACCUGACGUCAUCUCGGUGUGUGAUUGACAGUCACUGGGUUGUAAAGAUCACCGACUGGGGUUUGCACGCCUUUAAGGCUGGACAGGAAAAAGUCAAUGUGAACCCAAAGAAGGUUUAUACAGGUACAUUUUCAGGAACAAAGACGUUAAGGUGACUUCCCCGAAAAUAAAAGAGUGGGAACAAUUUUGCUUUUGUUUACCUACAUUGUACCACUUUCAAUGAGGUCCUUUACGAGUAGAACGUUGCGUGACCUGUAACUGGAACGUAUCAUGACAACAAAGGUAGAGGUAGAAAAAAGCAUGUGUACAGCCCCUCCCCUUCCCCUUUGGAAAAAAUAGGGAAAUUGACCCCUCUCCCGGUGAUUUUUUUCCGGAGGGGAGGGGAAGGCUAUACAUAGGCUAACGUAGAAGAAACCAAUGCGUUAAGACUGCAAAGCUUGUAGGCUGAUGGAAAGUAUUAGUUUCAUCUAGGUGCACAAGUUGGAUUCCCUCGCCAAAAUGUUUUGGAACUGCCCCUUCACUAGAGAGGAAACAAUCUGAACUUGACUACCCUUAGUGUCUAUCCUCGGGCAAGACUUAAAUUAGGCCUAACUUUGUUGAGCUGGCUUUACCACGCUAAUAUGGUUAAGUGUUACCAAUCUAAUUUCUAAAAAAAUAUGCGCUUUGUCUUUAAUUUGAACAGAUCUUCUGUGGACCGCACCAGAGCAUAUCAAUAUAGCCAAGGUUGAGCGAGAGGGUUUUUCUCAGAAAGCUGACGUGUACAGUUAUGGAAUACUCUUGCAGGAGAUGGCUACUCGUUCAGAGCCGUUCAGCGGAUGUCAGCUGGAACCCAAAGGUUCAAGGGUUAAAUUAAGCUUGCAGGCGGGAAGCUGACUCGUCCCCAGUCGUCUCUCUCUGUCUCUCCUUAGUGGCGCCAGGGGUGUGAUGGGAAGGAGGAAAGCAAGAUAGAGAGACGUCCUUCCCUUUCCCUUCCCAUCACCCCCUGCUCCCGCCGCGCGCGUUACGCGAAGACGACUGAGGACGAGUCAGGGCUGGUGGGUUUAUUUUGCGAAUGCCGCUGACGGAUCUCCGUCGUUUGCAACCACUCUGUCAGGAGAGCGACACACUAAAAAUCUCUCAGUUUUGAGCCAGGUUUUGAUUACGUGCUAUACAAAGUUGUUAUCAAACCAGAACGAAGCCGCCCCGUCCCUCACUCCCCAAUAAAUGUUCCUUUGUCCUAAAAAACAGUGGUACGAUUCUAACUCAAAGUCAAAUCUCAGCCUCGUAGUCACGAAUCUUAAGGUCCCUAUUAUUUGCUCAGACCACCACUCUACACAGAGUAACGCUGUAAGUUUUUUUACAGAAAUCAUUCACAGGGUGGUUAUGCAUGAAGACCCGCCAUUUCGCCCCAACAUUCCUUGCAUUGAGAUAAAGCCAGAGUAUAUUGAUCUGAUGGUGGAUUGCUGGAAUGAUGACCCGGAGGAACGACCACAUUUUUAUCGAAUUGUGGAGAGGCUCAAGAAAAUCAGCGGCAGGUACAGUUUCAGUCUUAUCGUAUUUGAUAGAGAUCUGGGUUUUGCUUCUCCAUAAGGUGAAAUAUUUGAUUGGAUCCUGUAAAUUAAAUAUCGCAAUCGAUCCCUGGCACCGAGAUUACACAUGAAACAAGUUAUCAGCUGCAAGACAAGUCAGCGACGGCUGUGCACUAUUACGAGCCCAUAGCCCGGAAGCAAGUAACUUUUAUGUACCUUGGUAGCAGUGCAAGUGUUUUCACAAAUUAGUUUCUUUUUAGAACGAUUUUUGCUUGAGUUAAGAAUAUAUCUUGUAAGUCCCACAAACAAGUCAUGAAAACCCUCGGACCUGAAAAUGGUAGUUUUGAACUUUUAAUGACGUUUAGGUUUCUUUUUUCAUCUUACUCUUCCAACGCGCACAUAGACGGAGCGGAGCAUUUAUUUGCGCUGGAAAAAGUGCCACAAAAUGUUUCUAAGAUAACACCAGUCCAUGAAAACGCCGUGACAUAGGCCUUAUAAUGCUCGCCCCAGUUUAAGAACUGUAGGCAUUAUUAUGUGUUCGCCUCAUACCGAUCGAGUAAGGAACCAAACCAAAUAGAAGAAGAGCAGAAAGAAGAAAAAGGUGCAAGUUUUACUAUCUUGCAACCAGUUGCUGAAUUGCGGAGGGACCAGAGAGGUGAAAACGAACGUCAGCAUGUGUGGUACCUGUGCAUUCCUUUCUAUGCUAGGUAGCCUCGCAGCUGUCAGCCAAAACCCCACUAACUACUUGUAAGGUCGGAAUUCGUAUGGUUAACCUAACACUAAAUGGAAAUAAUUUAUGCUUCUUUUCCACCUUUUUUUAGGGGAUCAAACAUCAUCGAGAACAUGGUUACUAUGAUGGAGAAACAUGCUAAUCAUCUUGAACAGCUGGUAGAGGAACGGACCAGGCAGUUGAACGAGGAGAAAGAAAAGACCGAGAAAAUCCUCUGCCGAUUACUGCCACCGUAAGUAUUAAACUUACUAAACCCCUCGUUACGGUAUCCUCUAUAAUAAAGACCUUUAGAUUGGAGGACGAGGACGACUACUUGUACAGGGACGAGAUUUUUUCAAUACUAAGUAGUAGGGGCGCGUGAACCAGCGUCAUUUUGGAGGGAAUACGUGAUAGUCGUUGUCAUUUACGAAUUUUAGCGAGAAUUUUGCAUUGGCGGAAAAAAGAGAUAUGGCUUUUGCGAUAGGAGCGAGAUCUCCGAACCAAAAAAAAACCACUUUUUUACAAAGAAAAAUAAUUUAACACGCGUUGAUUCUACAAUACGGAGAAAUGAAUAAAUUUUUUGAUAUCAGUACUACAAUUAAUCAAGAGAUGAAUGAGCCUCUUUUGACUUUGUACAUCUCUUUCUCCAUAAUAUUUACCAUCGGCUCCCCAUCACAAUCACAGCAGUACUCUUUGGUCUCCAACAGACCAAACUAGAUACACAUACAAUCCCUACCUAUAUAAAUAUAGCAAAAAGGCCGUUUUGUCCAUUUGCGGUCCCUUUAAGAAAGUUCUUAUUGCAAAUCCCAUAUUGAGGCGAGACUGUUGUUUAAUUUCAGUUUGGUACUAGAACAGUUGAAAAGCCAUAAUUCCGUGCAGGCUGAAGAGUUUGAAGAAGUCACCAUAUUUUUCAGCGACAUCGUUGGCUUUACGAAACUAGCUUCUGUCAGCACACCAUUGCAGGUAACUAGCCAUAUAGUUUAAAGAACAAACUACAAUCAUGGAAAAAAGCUAGUCUCGAGACAAAUUUGUAGACACUUGCCUAACCUCUUACACCCACAAACAACUUUGGAAGUGUGUAUGACGAAUUUUCUCGCGUUCCAACAUGGUAUAGGGUUGGUGGAGGGAGGACUGCAAGGCAUUUUUGAUAAGAUUGCUAGCACUCGUUUCAUGAGAGCAAUCAGAAGUUACAGACUGAGUUAUCAACACUGCAUCACUGUCCCAAGGACUUUGUUCAACAUUUUGUAGACCCUAAAACUUGAAUUAUUCAUAUCUAAUAGAGACUGAUGUCCACACAGAGGUUGAUAUUUGGGGAACAUGCAGAUUAUUUCUGUAGUUAUCAUUACAACAAAUUUAAGAUUUCCUCUUUUUGAGAGGGGACCACCUUUGUCACGCACCACUGAAUUAUUCGAGCAGGCUAAAUGCUUAACAGAAGAGUGCUUCGCCCUCAAUUAUCUAAAGAUCCAGAGUGUGGAUUCAGCCGGAAUUUGUCCCCACAAACUACAACUCGGCAUACCUGCGUUUUAUCUUAAUGUAGACUUUUUAAGGCAACAAUGUCUUUUUCUUCUGUUCUCCUGGCAAUUUAUUCACUUAAUUGGAGAAAUUUAGAAUCACGUUUACGGGGGAAUGGAAAACGUCAAUUCGUACCACGUGACCAAGUUUUCCCGUUACUUUUCGUCUAUUUCCUUAUAUCUACACACAAAUAAACAGAGUUUCAUGUCAGGUUUAUCCAUGAGACUUACUUUGCAAAGUUUUUGACUGUUUAUUUCCUUUUUCAAUUGAGAAAUCGUCCUCUUACGUUUGUCGUUUGCCGUAAACUAUUCUAAAUCUCUCCAUUGUUUCACUUUGCAGAUUGUGGACUUUUUAAACGAUUUAUACGUGGCCUUCGAUGAGAUCAUUUGCCGCUUCGAUGUUUACAAGGUACUAGAGAUCUAGUAUUGCUCGAUUCUAGCUGAAUAAAGUAAGAAAGACGCCGUUUUUAACUGGAAAUCAUAGUGACCUUUCUUCCACGCGUCAUAUCAGCCUAAGUGGAUUAUUUCUUGCCUUGUCUCUAGGCCUCAUUAUUCCGCGCGGUCAAUUCGUUUCGGGUCGCCUGUUCGCCUCGAGUACGUCACCGAAGUGAAUUGACCGAGAAGGCCUGGGAAAACGACGUACAGGGACUAGGCAAGGUUAUUUUCUGUUCUCAUCUAUCAGUGUCUUUAGCAAAGGGCCUGAACAAUCUUCCGUUCUUGAUUAGAGCCUUUUAAAAAAAUUCUUUUAAAGGAAAAAAAUUCUUAUUAUUGAAAUCCGAAUUCUGUUUUUCCGUGUGAACCUCGGCUCCGGUAUGCUGUCCCACGGAACGGUCAGCCUACGCAGGUUAGCGCCCCUUUUAGUUUUUGGAAGAUCAAUAGAUCAGUUAUUUACCACGACGACGCAUAUCAUAGCCGGAUCCAAUCACUAAGUUGCGUAUUGCCUAGGCCUCUGAACAGUCAUCAAAUUUCGUUAAACACUAAACGAAAACUGAGUAUCUUUCCAGUGUCACACCCAGUCUCAACCAACUAAUCAAACUUCCCGAUGUGUGUACUUCUUCUCUCCAUCCCAACUGCUGCGAGUGUCGUUGUUUAAUACUUGAAUCAAUAUUCUCGGCUAGAUGGCUUUCACGGAGCUUGUAAAAUCUUAUUUCAGCGCCGAGUUUGAGUAAACCAAUAAUGGUUUAAAAUUUUGUAUCAGGUGGAGACAGUAGGCGAUGCGUACGUAGUUGUCAGCGGCUGCCCCAUGUUGAAUGGUAUCAAGCAUGCGGGUGAGAUAGCAAGUAUGGCUCUCGAGCUUCUUAGUCACAUGGCGGUGUUUCGUGUACGUCAUCUGCCAGAACAUCAACUGCAGCUGCGUAUUGGCAUACACACUGGUAAGUGUGUCGUC